AUGGGUAAUUUUGGAGGCCACGCUCUUCCAGGAUCAUUCUUCAUCCUGUUUGCAUUAUGGUGGACAGUGCAAAUGUUUCAUAGAUACUACAACUGCCGUCAAAGAAAUACACGUUUUGUCUCCACAGCAACAUAUCCCUGUUCAUGUCUGUGUGGAAAAUUUGCAGAAUGGCCAAUAGAACCUGUAGUGAAGUUGUUCUUCGUUACAGUUGGUUUUAGUCUAGAAAUUUACACGGGUUUUAAUGACGGAAAGUUCACAACUCUUGGAAAUGGACAGCAUGCUACUAUGUUCUUUUUUUUUGGACUAACAGGUGUGAUGGAUCUGCUACAAUACUUCAAAGCUCCAGUGCCCAAAGAUAUUGAAUAUGUUAGCAUGUGGUUGGCCGUAAUGGUAGAAGGUUUGCUAUUCAAGUUUCACCUUCAUGGCAGGAAUGAAUUGGAUGUCCUCCUUCAUACACUCCUCAUUUACACUAUCGGUGCCAACCUGCUGGCACUGACAGCAGAAAUCAAGUGGAGAAACAAUAUUCUCAUCGCAUUGUCACGAUCCUAUUUCAUUUUCUUGCAAGGAACAUGGUUUUGGCAGGUAGCUUUUAUCCUGUACAACCCAUCACCUGGAGCUGAGGCAUGGAACCCAGAGGACCACGAUUCAUUGAUGAUAGCAACCAUGUUCUUCACCUGGCAUUGUGGGGCUGUGUUCUUAACAAUGCUAGCAAUAGGAGGUUUUGUGGCAUGUUUUCAUAAAAGAUUUAAAGAUUUCAAUGAAAAUGAAAUGGCAAUGAAACGGUUGAUACAUACAGGUGCUAACGGGCAGACGUUGAUCAGCAUGAAUGAUGACAGCGACAGCGAAAUUGAGUUCCAGAAGUCAACAGUUGGUCAGUAG
This is a messenger RNA of Ylistrum balloti, 879 nucleotides long. RefSeq names its product transmembrane protein 45B-like. The record is from RefSeq and is a predicted model, not a curated record. The transcript has a single exon. NCBI's taxonomy places the organism in Eukaryota, Metazoa, Mollusca, Bivalvia, Pectinida, Pectinidae. The coding region runs from base 1 to 879 and encodes 292 amino acids.